UUGCAGCAUGACUCACAGUCUGCUCGUACUGAACGUUUCAACACGCAUAGUACUGUUUGUCUUUACUUGUCUCCAUCUGUAUAUUGUACUGAUUUAUAAUCCCACUAUCCGGUGUCACCCAGAAGACGAUGGCUUCCUCAUGCAUGAAAUUAUUUCUUAACAGGAUCGUGGAGUGAAGGAAGAUGAACUACAGAGCAUACAGAACUAUUUGCUGACUAUGAAUGAGGACGAGAACCUCCAUGACGUGCUGCAGCUGCUUGUGGCUCUGAUGUCAGAACAUCCCGCGUCUAUGAUCCCAGCCUUCGACCAGAGGAACGGCAUUCGAGUGGUCUACAAGCUGCUGGCAUCUAAGAGUGAGAGCAUUCGCGUGCAGGCGCUGAAGGUGUUGGGCUACUUCCUCAAGCACCUCGGUCACAAGAGAAAGGUGGAAAUCAUGCACACGCACAGUCUUUUUACACUUCUGGGAGAGAGACUCAUGCUGCACACCAGCACGGUGUCAGUAACGACCUAUAACACACUGUAUGAGAUCCUGACCGAGCAGGUGUGUACACAGGUUGUUCACAAACCGCACCCCGAACCCGACUCUAGUGUGAAGAUCCAGAACCCGAUGAUCCUGAAGGUGGUGGCCACGCUGCUGAAGAACUCGACACCCAGUGCUGAGCUGAUGGAGGUGCGCCGUCUCUUCCUCUCCGACAUGAUCAAACUGUUCAGCAACAGCCGAGAGAACAGACGGUGAGGUUCAGCUCCUUCCUCCCCUGCCACCAACAGCAACAAUUAGCCACCUGAUGAAUGGAGAAAAGAAAUGGAGAGAGUUCUCCCUUGAUGUUCUAUAUUUAAUCUCUUCCCCCAACCCCAUCCCCAUUGAUGUUAAAUCAUCCUUGAAUUUGCAGCAUGUUUUCUUUUAA
Messenger RNA from Ictalurus furcatus (blue catfish), 905 nucleotides. RefSeq names its product neurobeachin-like. Gene Ontology annotation, biological process: intracellular protein localization. Lineage: Eukaryota; Metazoa; Chordata; Actinopteri; Siluriformes; Ictaluridae. Gene Ontology annotation, molecular function: protein kinase binding. The transcript has 6 exons. Gene Ontology annotation, cellular component: cytosol; membrane. The coding region runs from base 218 to 736 and encodes 172 amino acids. The record is from RefSeq and is a predicted model, not a curated record.